AAACCCUCGGACAUUCUCCUCUUCACAUCCAAUACCCAGUUCACGAUACACUUUUACAGACAGAGAGAGAAAAAAAAGAAGAGAGAGAAGAAAGAAUGGCAGGAAUCAUGAACAAGAUAGGCGAAACCCUCAACAUGGGAGGUAAAAAGGAAGGCGACCAGAACAAGCCGGAGCAGCAGUACGGGGGGCAGCACAAGACGGAGCAGUACCAGGGCGGCGAGGGGCAGCGCAAAGAAGGAGGGGGGAUAAUGGACAAGGUGAAGGACAAAGUCUACGGCGGUGGUGAACAGCAGCAGUACGGGCAGCAGCAGCAUGGGGGGCAGCACCAAACGGAGCUGUACCAGGGCGGCGGCGAGGGGCAGCGCAGGGAAGGAAGGGGGAUAAUGGACACGGUCCACGGCGGUGGCGAACAACAGCAGUACGGGCAGCAGCACCAGACGGGGAACUACCAGGGCGGUGGUGAGGGGCAGCACAAAGAAGGAGGGGGGAUAAUGGACAAGGUGAAGGACAAGAUCCACGGCGGUGGCGAACAACAGCAGUACGGGCAACAGCACCAGACGGGGCAGUACCAGGGCGGCGGCGAGGGGCAGCGCAAGGAAGGAGGGGGGAUCAUGGACAAGGUGAAGGACAAGAUCCACGGCGGUGGUACUGGUGGUACUCAGGAUCACGAGAACAGGGGGGAGAAGAAGAAGAAGGAGAAGAAGAAGCACGAGGACGGACAUGAGAGCAGCAGCAGCAGCGACAGCGAUUAGAUCGCCCCGUCCUUAUUUUCUUUUCCGCCGCUACCUACGUACGCUUCCGUUUAGGUAAUUAACCAUACUAUAGAUCUCUAUGUUUACGUACACACAUGCAACCGAUGAUGGACACAUAAUUUGUAUCUAAAAGGGGCCGGAACCACUUGUGGUCCUCUAGUGAGAUAAUAUUUCUAUGAUCCCUGCACCAUUUUGACCGAUGAAAAAGACAGAGUAAUGUUUACGUCUUUUGUAUAUGGAGAGUGAACAAAAUCAUUCUGGUUGUGGGUGUAUACGUAGUUACCAAUUUCUUUUUCUUUUUGAUAAAUUAGCAUCAUAAGGAGUAUUUUUUGAACUUAUAUAUUCGUUUUGAAUUUUGUGAUCCAAGGAACUUGCGAGGCCAAUGUUAUAGUGUACUAGAACUUUUCUUAAUAAACGUUAAAACGUUAUAAAAAGAAGAAGAAGGUUUAUCUAAAGAAAAACAUUUACAGUUGUGCACAGAAUAUUUAGAAUCUGAUCAUGAAAAAUAAAAUAACCUUGUGACACAAGCUUUUGAUCACAAUCUACAAAUGUUGUUAAAAAUCUACUCUCUCUCUCUCUCUCUCUCCUAAUUUUUUUGUUCCUCCUACUUUGCAGAUGUCUCGAGGGAGCUAGAAAUAAAAUCCUGAUAAGAGGGGUAAAAGAAAUGAAGAG
Messenger RNA from Rhododendron vialii, 1424 nucleotides. Its product is annotated as dehydrin Rab18-like. The transcript is spliced from 4 exons. NCBI's taxonomy places the organism in Eukaryota, Viridiplantae, Streptophyta, Magnoliopsida, Ericales, Ericaceae. The coding region runs from base 96 to 752 and encodes 218 amino acids. The record is from RefSeq and is a predicted model, not a curated record. Gene Ontology annotation, molecular function: metal ion binding.